AUGAAUGAGACAGCAGUUGCCCACCAGCAGCCGCCUCAGCCAACAGCAGUUGCCCACCAGCAGCCGCCUCAGCCAACAGCAGUUGCCCACCAGCAGCCGCCUCAGCCAACAGCAGUUGCCCACCAGCAGCCUCAGGCUGCAGCGGAGCGUGACGGCGCCGUUGCUGCUGCUGUUCCCCAGCUAGAAUUUGUGAACUCCCCGGAAAAAAUGGGUGAUUCCCAGCAGGAGAUGGCGGCGCGGCGGCGGUUGGAGGAGAUGGUGGCGCGGGUGGUGGGCUCCGAUGGGCACAACUGGCUCAAGUACGGCCAGAAGCAAGUGCAGUGCUCCAAUGCCACCAGGUGCUACUACAAGUGCAGUCGCGCCAAGACCAGCCUGCGCUGUCCGGCCAAGAAGACUGUUGACAUCAACUGCCGCAACGGCUCCGACCCGCUCUCCCCCGACGCCAUCCAAGAAUGGGACGCCGGUUGCGAUUGGGAUCACCAGAAGCAGGUGCAGCAGCAGCAACAGCAGCAGCAGCAGCAGCAGCAGCAGCAGCAGCAGCCUGAGGCGGAAUGGGCGGGCGUGUGGGACCCCAUCGCAUGGCCUGGCACAUUCCCGGGCAUGGACGCUCACGUGGAGGAGGGCCUUGCGGGCAUGUGUCACUCGCUCGCAUCGCCAAGCACACUCCAAGGCGCCGAGAAACACAGAGAGGACUAUGAGUCAGUGUGCUUGGCUCGAGUUCGCCAUAAUUCGCACGAUUCCCCCCUCGGCUCCCCCCUCGUGGCCCCCCUCGUGCCCCCCCUCGUGCCCCCUCUCGUGGUCCCCCUUGAUCUUCCCCUCCACUCCCUCCUUGAUUCCCCGCUCGACUCUCCCCUGACCUCCCCCCUUGAGUCUCCAGGAAACACGCUCAGUGUCUUGGGUUUACAUGCUGUGGGGGCAGCAGAGGGAAGCGCUUGCCAGUCCCGCGAUGAGGUAGAUGAGUUUCUGUGCGAGGUGGGCGCGGUAUCCAUGGAUGUAACACCGAGCGGGUGUAACCGGGGAGUCACAGCUCGCAGUGAGCAUCAUCCGGGGGUUGUAGCAUUGAGUGGUGUAGGUGCUGAUGUUGAUUAUGGUAUCAACCCUGGUGUCGACCCUGGUGUCGACCCUGGUGUCGACCUUGGUGUCGACCCUGAUGUCACUGAGUUUGAUUGUCACACAUUGCUGAUUCGUUCUGCUGGUCUCCUCUCUCAGCUGAUACAAGAUCGAGAGCAGCAAAAGCAACGGCAGCAAAAACGUCAUAUGCAGAAUCAACAGCAGCAGCAGGAGGGCGAGCAGCAGAGAAGGCAGGCGCAGCAAGAGCAGCAGCAAGAGCAGGUGUCAUUGGUACUGCAGGAAGAGCAGCAACUGAACACGAUCCUGCUCGCUCUCUCAAACGCCAUGCCACGCACCGCGCGUGCCAAGCGGCCUGCCUCCGCCAUGGCUGCGCCUGCUGCUCUGCCUGUCCCCUGCACGCCUGCAUCUCAAAACAGUGCGCAUCGCAUUCGUGCCACGGCUACUGAGGUGCGUCAAACCUCUGCCGUGGCUGCGCCUCCUGCUCUGCCUCCCCUCCACGCUCCUGCCUCUCGUCCCUGCACACAUCAUCACGCUCUUGCCACGGCUACUGAGGCGUGUCAGAAUUCUGCUAUGGCUGCGCCUGCUGCCCUGCGUGUCCCCUGCACCCCUGCCUCGUGGCACGGAGCACAUCACACUCUCAGCGCGGCCACUGAUGCCUUUCUCCCCCCCUCUGAUUCGAGCUCUGCGGAUUGUGAUGUGGAUGGGGGUGGGAUGGAGCGAGCAUGGAGCGGGGUGGAGGGGCCAGAAACGCCCACACGCAGCAGCAGCAGCAUGGGCGGCCGCAACAGGACGGAGAGAAGGGCGUUUCAGAGUAUGGCAACACCAGUAACCUGCAGUAGCAGCAUCAGGGAGAAGAAUAUUCGGCUGGUUGCUAGAGCUAUCAAGAGUCAUGUGGCAGCACGCAGCCGCAGCAGCAGCGGCAACACAUUUGGUCAUGGGCGGGCGAGUGAGACUGCUGGUGGUGGUGUGGCGUGCAAUAGUCAACUCUCCUCUGAGUCCCUAUUGCCCUCUCUGACUGCUGUUGCUGCAUCAUGCAAGCGCCAGCAGCUUAUGGUGACACACGAGGGGUGUUGGAGUGCCCCGAGGGCAUGUGGGGAUGAGCUGAAUCCGUUGGGGGGUGAGAUGAGGGCGUGUGGGGGUAAGCUGAGGGCGUGUGGAGCAAUGUGGGAUGUGCAGCGACAAUCUAGCUCACACUGUGUUGAUACAAAGCUUAACGGCCGCCCUGCUUCAUUGUGUGGAGCACCAUUGGUCGAUCACGAUCAGGUGUUUGCCUUAUCAGCUCAGCAGGGGUUGUUUCGGCCGUCGGACCAGCAAGGGUUCUCCAGCCCACCGCUGCAGAAGGAAAUGUUGGGGCCGUUAAUCCCUGAAGCAGUGUUUGCAUUUCUGGGAGGGGCCAACACUUCGCGGGUUUCGGACUUUGCAGCCGUUGGCAUGCGCAGAAAGCUGCAGUUGUGGCUCGAGGGUGCAGGUUAA
Molecule: messenger RNA, 2544 nt
Organism: Closterium sp. NIES-65
Lineage: Eukaryota; Viridiplantae; Streptophyta; Zygnematophyceae; Desmidiales; Closteriaceae
Source: the annotation of a GenBank genome assembly